CUUGCGGCAUUUUGCUGAAAGUUUUGGUAUGAGAGGAAAAUUUCGCAUCGGAAAAACUUUUCUUAUUGCCAUUUUUCGCAAAAUUUAGUUCGUUUGCUACCCCGGUAGCCGGAAAUCGGUUCGUUAGUGCGGAUUGUUUUGAUUGGCGGUGUUUGUGGGCGCAUUUGGAACCGAAUAGUUUGGGAAAUAACGGCCGAAAGAAACCGAUUGGUUUGGAGUCCUACUUCUACGCUGGAGUUUACUGGCGAAUGAGGAAGAAAGAUGGCCGAUGGCGUGGAUAUUGAUUUGUAUGCCGACGAUUUGGAGCAGGAUUUUUCACAAAAUAACGAGGAAUUUGGCGGAGAAGGUGGUGAUUUGUACGAUGAUGUGAUCACUCCAUCUGGGGACCAUGGGAGGAGAAAUUCUGGAAGCGGUCCAUCGAUUGAGCGGUUGGAUGGUGUUGACACUAAUGGUGCUUACCACCACCAUGGGCCAGGGCCAAUGAAUCAUAUGGCUCGGAGGUUUCAGUUGUACGUGGGAAACCUGUCCUGGUGGACGACUGAUCAGGAUAUUGCCGACGCCAUUACGGAUGUGGGCGUCAAUGAUUUUCAGGAAGUCAAAUUCUUCGAAAACCGUGCCAACGGACAGUCGAAAGGAUUCUGCGUCGUAUCGCUGGGAUCGGAGAAUAGUAUGCGGUAUGUGAUGGAUCGUCUCCCAAAAAAGGAAUUGCACGGCCAGAAUCCUGUUGUGACUUUGCCGACAAAACAAGCGUUAAAUCAGUUUGAAAGCCAGCAAAAAACGAGACCAACUCCACCGGCCCAAGGACAAGUUAACGGGCCACCGAGGCCACCGGGGGGACCGAACAUGGGCAUGGGUAUGGGAUGUCCACCGGGAGGUCCCAUGGGUGGACCUGGAGGUCCAGGAGGGCCCAACGGACCAGGUGGUCCACCACGUAUGGGAAUGGGUCCCAAUAUGCCACCUGGAAUGAGACCCCCCCAUAAUCACCCCAUGCCAGGUCCGAUGCAUAUGGGAGGCCCACCGGGACCAGGAGGACCGCAACGGCCGCAGGGUCCGCCAAUGCAUCAAGGAAACGGACCUCCACAGCAAGGUCCACCGCGAUUCCAAAACCAAGGUCAAUGGAAUGGGCCACCAAGGAUGAAUGGUCCAAGACCUGGUGGACCGGGUGGGCCAGGUCCGAUGCCACAUAGACCGCAAAUGGUAAAUAAACCGCCUUACCCAUCACAGAGAUCACAGAGAUUCAUGGAUUACCAGGGACCUCCGUCGCGUGGUCCUCGUCCGGAUUGGAAUGGACCUCCUAUGCAUGGUGGACCUGGUGGUUUUCCACCUGGACCGCCUGGACCACGACAAGGGCCUCCCCAUAUGCAAGGCCCAUCUCGCGGGCCUCCGAUGGGUGGUCCUGGACCACAAGGUCCUGCGCCCCACGUGAAUCCGGCAUUCUUCAACCAGGGAGGCGGUCCGCCCAACCAUCCUAAUGGAGGACCUGCACCGCACGGUCCACCAUCCGGGCAAGGCCCUCCACCCCACUUCAAUCCACAGGGAGGAGCAGCACCUCGUGGUCCGUGGCCAGGUCCCGGUGGGAAGCCUCCGGGAGGUCCAUUCCCAGAGCAUGGCAUUGCGCCACAGUUGAGCGAAGCAGAAUUUGAAGAGAUUAUGACCCGAAACCGCACAGUGAGCAGUUCAGCUAUCGCCAGAGCCGUUUCGGAUGCCGCAGCCGGAGAAUAUUCGAGUGCAAUUGAAACGCUGGCUACGGCGAUAUCGUUGAUCAAACAGUCAAAGGUGGCUCACGACGAGCGUUGCAAGAUCCUGAUCAGCUCGCUUCAGGACACUCUGCAUGGUAUUGAAACGAAGAGCUACAGCCGACGGGAACGGUCCAGAUCCCGUGAUCGUUCGUCGCAUCCUCGUUCGAGAUCACGUCGGGAGCGAUCCACUUCACGUGGCUAUCGUGAACGUUCCCGCGAGAGAGAACGUAGCGACCGUGAUCGUGAUCGGGACCGUGAGAGAGAUGGCUCGAGACGUUCUCGGCCACGCAACAAAACUCCGGAGACAACAACGGAAACCUCGACGGAAAACUCAAAACGCUACUAUAACGAUGACCGUUACAGAUCAUCGGAUCGUGAUCGCGAACGAGACCGCGAUCGUGAACGCCGUGAGGAACAUCGUUCGCGGCAUUAAGCUUGCACAUUGAGUGAGACUCAACCAAUAGCUCGCUUUCAAAAGAAUCAUAUGCAAGCGUUCAAAAAUGAUAGGAACGCUUUCGAAAUUUAUUUUUUCUGUUGUUUUUACACAUUGCCAAGUUGUAGAAUUUCUACUGCGGCAUCACUUUUUGGAAAAGUGUUUCAACUUUCUUCAGACACACACACACACACAUCCACACACAACUUAAUAUUGACUUCUUUUUGUGUGUCGCCGCAAAAAGCAAGCACUCCCAUCAAUAGUUUCUAGGGAAAAUGUUUAGAUUAUUAACUCUCGCUCGAAAAUGGGCGGUAAUCUGAAUUUUAAUACUUGAAAGUGAAGGAUAUCGUACCCUAAGAGCUAGGGUACCUGUUCCGCAAAAGCACGUCAUCCUUUACAGCGGGACAGUUGAUUGUAAUUAAAUUUUCUGUGUUGCGAUCCCAGACGAAGGAUCGAGAAACCAAGAAUACUAAAAGGGCGGUGCUUUAUGUGCUGCUGACUAGUAAAGUUAAACUUAUCACACUCUAAUAGUAGAUGUAAUGACCGAUUCCCAUAUAACAACAAUACACCAUUAAGGAACAACAGUUCACCCCGAAACAAUCUAGAAAUGAAAAUAGAAUUCAUCAAUUCUUCCAUCCGUCUCACGUCGUCUGCUACGCGAUGAACAUAGGGGCGGACUUCUGCGCUCGUUCCAACGCUUUUCGUGACGGAUCAACGGACAAACGCACGUCGAACAUGAACAAUCACCAUCGACAUCGUUCGAGCAUCGGAUCCAGUGGCGUAGCAGUGUUGAGUGUAGCAGCAAAAUGCAAAAAAAAGAAGAUUGUAUUCAAUUUAUUGAUUAAACUAAUUACAAUGAUAACCAAAAAAAAAAGAAGAGAACAAAACCUGUACCGUGUAUUUUUCUAUAGCUAAUUAAGAGUCAGAAUGUGCAUUUAAGAUUAGUAUCUAUAAGUUGUGUUUAGUUCGCUGUUUUCAUAGUAGUAUUAUUUAUCUUGCUUUUUAUUUCGUUAUCAAACUUCCGUUUCCGAACCAUUUCCGUACUCUGUAAGACAUUCGAUUUUUGGGAGUGGUUUUCUGUUUUGUUUUUAUUUUCUUUUAUAUCAACCUAACGCAUCUAGUAUGCCAAAGAUAUCACUUAUUGUAAAUAGUAACGAAAAGACUGAUGUAUUUGUUUUUGUGACUGAUAGGUAGUUCGAAUUAUUUUAUACUACAAAAUCUACGCGUGACAUUGGUGUGGGUACUGUUUGUAGCAUGAUUACCGAAAUUCUGAAGUUCUAUAACUCUGUGAUAUUGUAGUAUGUAGGAUAAGAGCGCAACAAUGCUUCCGAAAAUGUGUACCCGAGAAAAAAAAACCUAUGACUCACACUGUAUUACUUACUAGAGCGUUACUGAUUAAGUUUAACAAACUUACCGCGGAUUCCUAUAUGUAAGGGAUUAGCUCCAAAAGGGCUGUUCCAGAGCUAUCUCAAAAUGUCUUCGCUUAACUUUUCCUAUGAAGCAUAGAUUUGUCAACUUCGGAUUAGGAAGCCAUACAAAUCCUUCUAACUGUAAGCAAUUGUAACAGAAAUGGUAAAACUAUUUAUAUGUUCUACAAUGGGCUUUGAACUGUUGCAAGAAUUGUUCAUAAGACGAUACCAAAGAUCUAUGUAAAUGUACAAAAAUCCAGCAAGUUCUUCUCAAUUUUUACAAUCACUUAUACAAUUUUGAAACCUUGCAAAUUGUAUCUACACAAGGAAUAAUGCAGUGCAUACUAUGUAGUGUUCCAACUUCUGUUAAAACAAAUCCUAUUGUUAGAUAACGCAUAGUCUACCAUAAAUCAUACCAUUGUAAGCAAUCAAUUGUAGAACAUCUGCCUACCUUCUGCUUUGCCUAUCACUACGAUUGUUUAGUGAUGUACCUACAAACAAAAUAUAUUAUUUGAUGCAA
Ochlerotatus camptorhynchus is the source of this 4101-nucleotide messenger RNA. RefSeq names its product cleavage and polyadenylation specificity factor subunit 6 (gene Cpsf6). Gene Ontology annotation, cellular component: mRNA cleavage and polyadenylation specificity factor complex. The record is from RefSeq and is a predicted model, not a curated record. Lineage: Eukaryota; Metazoa; Arthropoda; Insecta; Diptera; Culicidae. The transcript has 6 exons. Gene Ontology annotation, molecular function: mRNA binding. The coding region runs from base 262 to 2172 and encodes 636 amino acids. Gene Ontology annotation, biological process: mRNA alternative polyadenylation.